Messenger RNA from Haliotis rubra (blacklip abalone), 2201 nucleotides. Its product is annotated as cytochrome P450 26B1-like. The record is from RefSeq and is a predicted model, not a curated record. NCBI's taxonomy places the organism in Eukaryota, Metazoa, Mollusca, Gastropoda, Lepetellida, Haliotidae. The coding region runs from base 1 to 1602 and encodes 533 amino acids. Gene Ontology annotation, molecular function: heme binding; monooxygenase activity; oxidoreductase activity, acting on paired donors, with incorporation or reduction of molecular oxygen. The transcript is spliced from 5 exons. Gene Ontology annotation, biological process: sterol metabolic process.
AUGGCAUCGGUGCACUACAUUGUGCAGGAGACGGCUUUCAACCAAUUGCUGAUUCCCGAGAAGAGUUGGAAUUUCAUUGGUGAAGAACAGAAAGCCACCAACACAUGUGAGCCGCAGCAAAAGGCCGAGGUACAUUCCGUAGACCACCACGACGGUAUCCUCGAUGACGUUUCGCGAUUCGUGUUCGUAUCCUUUCUCGCCAUCAUCGUCACAACCUGGCUGUGGCGUCGGUAUUAUGAACAUGCCGGGGACCCCAGCAGCAAACUGCCCCUCCCCCCAGGGUCCAUGGGCUUUCCAUUGUUGGGCGAGACACUCUCCUUAAUAACUAAAGGCUCUGACUACUACCUGUCUCGGCGGCAACAGUACGGCCAUGUAUACAAGACUCACCUUCUCGGACAACCUACCAUCAGAAUCAUCGGAGCUGAAAAUGUUCGCCAUAUUUUGAUGGGUGAGCACAUCACUGUUGAGAGCAACUGGCCUAAAGCACUCAAACGUCUAAUGGGACCCGGUGGACUACUAAACGCAUGUCCUGACAGCCACAAGAUCAGGAAGAAGCUACUCCUCCGGGCUUUAGCUCCUGCAGCUAUACAAGGACAUGUCCCAAGAAUUCAACAACUUGUCAGAAACCAUAUUUUGGACUGGUGCAAUAAGGGAGAGCAACUGGGGACAGAUGUUUGCAAACGUUUGUCGAUGUCUCUUGCUGCCAACAUCCUUAUUGGAUUUGACGUUGACAAUCACAACCUGGAGGCAAUAAUCAGCUCUUUCCAGACUUUCACUGGCAACUUGUUUUCACUGCCAUGGGAACUACCUGGGUCAGGAUUGUCCAAGGGUCUGAAAGCAAGAGAACAGCUCAUAAAUGAAAUCAAGAAAAGACUUAACAGAGAAACACAAGAAUGGUCCCUCGUUGACGAACUGAAGAAUCUUGAUGAAACGGCUGCCGCACUCACCGCAGACCAAAUGGCAGAUGCAGUCUUGGAAUUAUGGUUCGCAGGAAACGACACUAGUUCCAGCACGUCAACUUCAACACUACUGGCUUUAGGUAACGAUGAUGGUGUUCGAAAACAAAUCGAGGAAGAACUGGAAGAGAAUGGACUAUUAAGUUCUGAAGAAGAGCUGACUUUUGACAAUUUAAAGAAGCUGACCUACGUUGAUCACGUGGUGAAGGAGGUGCUCAGAGUGUAUCCGCCUGUUGGUGGCGGCUUCAGGAGGGUGAAGAAGACAAUGGAGAUUGAGGGCUACCAGAUUCCAGAGGGCUGGUCAGUCAUCUACAGCAUCCGAGACACUCAUCAAACCACUGAACUCUUUGAAGACAAUGAAGAAUUUAAACCUGAACGCUGGAAUGAAAUGAAGAAGAAGACACGUGUGAGUGCCCAACGAUUCCACUACAUUCCUUUUGGAGCAGGUGGUCGUGCAUGUCCAGGAGAAAAGUUUGCAAGGAUGUUUCUGAAAAUCUUCAUUGUGGAACUCAUUAGGACAUGCUCAUGGGAUCUAAAGAACAAAACCCCUAAGAUUUCCUACUUCCCAGUAACAAAGCCUUCCGAUAAUCUCCCUGUGAUCUUUCACCUUCGUGAGGACUUUAACAAGAAUGUUGGACAUCCUUGAAUUGAUAAGCGUUGGUGAUUUAAUUGUUGACUGUAAGUUAUUGUUUUCAGGAGAGGAGAACUAUAGAUUGUGGAGACAAGUCUAAGCUUACAUCAUCUGUUGGCUACCUUUUUGCCCGCCUACAAAAAAGUGUUCAGCUAACAAAUAGUUGAAGUAAACACACGAGUCUUGGACAAGUCUAGAUUCACAGUUUGAAAAAUCAUGUUACCACAAAUCAUACAUCACACAAUAAUCUCCGAACUGUAUUGUUUUGUUCACUUAUUGAUCUUGGUAAGUGCUGAAAUUGCUAUAUUUAUCUAUUUAUUUGUGCUAUAACAUUAAGUGCUUACAUUUAUGAUACUACAUUCUUGAUCUGGCUUUUCUGAUCAUGUCACGGUACAAGCAGUUGAAUGCUCACAUUGAGCAAGUACGUAAGGAAUAGCACUGAGAACAACGCAACAAUACCAACCACUUACCAUGAUGCAACGACAUUAACAAUGUUGCCAAUCUGCAAAGAUGUGUUCUAAUUUUCAUUGUGUUCACUUUAAUUUGAAUUGAUACGAUUUCAUAUCCUUGUAUACCCUUUGUUACGAGUUAACUGCCUACCUUCUUUCUUCUCG